This is a messenger RNA of Sorex fumeus (smoky shrew), 2471 nucleotides long. It is a transcript of the gene KIRREL3, whose product is annotated as kirre like nephrin family adhesion molecule 3. The transcript has 17 exons. Bases 63 to 2471 code for a protein of 802 amino acids. The record is from RefSeq and is a predicted model, not a curated record. NCBI's taxonomy places the organism in Eukaryota, Metazoa, Chordata, Mammalia, Eulipotyphla, Soricidae. Gene Ontology annotation, molecular function: cell adhesion molecule binding. Gene Ontology annotation, cellular component: cell-cell junction. Gene Ontology annotation, biological process: cell-cell adhesion; synapse assembly.
GCGCGCCCGCCCGGGCGCACCAACUCCCGGCCAAGCCAACUUGCCCCUGGCCGCGCUGCGGAAUGAGACCGCUCCCGCUGGGUCUGCUCCUCGCCGGCGUCUUCCUCUUCCACCAAGAGCUGGACCUCCAGAGGAGAGGACGUUGCCUGGUGCUCGGCUACAUGGCCAAGGACAAGUUUCGGAGGAUGAAUGAAGGCCAAGUGUACUCCUUCAGUCAGCAGCCGCAGGACCAGGCGGUGGUGUCAGGCCAGCCCGUGACGCUCCUGUGUGCCAUCCCCGAGUACGAAGGCUUUGUGCUGUGGAUCAAAGACGGCCUGGCUCUGGGCGUGGGCAGGGACCUCUCCAGCUACCCGCAGUACCUGGUGGUGGGGAACCACCUGUCCGGGGAGCACCACCUGAAGAUCCUGCGGGCCGAGCUGCAGGAUGACGCCGUGUACGAGUGCCAGGCCAUCCAGGCAGCCAUCCGCUCCCGCCCCGCGCGCCUCACGGUGCUGGUGCCGCCCGACGACCCCGUCAUCCUGGGGGGGCCCGUGAUCAGCCUGCGGGCGGGGGACCCCCUCAACCUCACCUGCCACGCUGACAACGCCAAGCCUGCCGCCUCCAUCAUCUGGCUGAGGAAGGGGGAAGUCAUCAACGGGGCCACCUACUCCAAGACCCUCCUCCGAGACGGCAAACGGGAAAGCAUCGUGAGCACCCUCUUCAUCUCCCCCGGCGACGUGGAGAACGGCCAGACCAUCGUGUGCCGCGCCACCAACAAGGCCAUCCCCGGAGGGAAGGAGACCUCGGUCACCAUCGACAUCCAGCACCCCCCGCUUGUGAACUUGUCGGUGGAGCCGCAGCCGGUACUGGAGGACAAUGUGGUCACGUUUCACUGCUCGGCCAAGGCCAACCCAGCUGUCACCCAGUACAGGUGGGCUAAGCGAGGCCAGCUCAUCAAGGAGGCGUCCGGAGAAGUCUACCGGACCACCGUGGACUACACGUACUUCUCCGAGCCGGUAUCCUGCGAGGUGACCAACGCCCUGGGCAGCACCAAUAUCAGCCGCACGGUGGACGUCUACUUCGGGCCCAGGAUGGCCGCGGAGCCCCAGUCCCUGCUGGUGGACCUCAGCUCGGACGCCGUCUUCAGCUGCGCCUGGAUCGGAAACCCGUCCCUGACCAUCGUCUGGAUGAAGCGGGGCUCUGGCGUGGUCCUGAGCAACGAGAAGACACUGACCCUCAAAACUGUCCGCCAGGAGGACGCCGGCAAGUACGUGUGCCGAGCUGUGGUGCCCCGGGUGGGCGCCGGGGAGCGAGAGGUGACCCUGACUGUGAAUGGGCCCCCCAUCAUCUCCAGCACCCAGACCCAGCACGCGCUCCACGGAGAGAAGGGUCAGAUCAAGUGUUUUAUCCGGAGCACACCGCCCCCCGACCGAAUCGCCUGGUCCUGGAAGGAGAAUGUGCUGGAGUCGGGGACCUCGGGGCGCUACACGGUGGAGACGGUGGGCACGGAGGAGGGCGUCAUGUCCACGCUGACCAUCAGCAACAUCGUGCGCGCCGACUUCCAGACCAUCUACAACUGCACCGCCUGGAACAGCUUCGGCUCCGACACGGAGAUCAUCCGGCUCAAGGAGCAAGGUUCGGAAAUGAAGUCGGGAGCCGGGCUGGAAGCAGAGUCCGUGCCCAUGGCCGUCAUCAUUGGGGUGGCCGUAGGAGCCGGCGUGGCCUUCCUGGUCCUCAUGGCGACCAUCGUGGCCUUCUGCUGUGCCCGGUCCCAGAGAAGUACGGGAGGGAGACCCGGGAUCUCAGGGAGGGGGACAGAGAGAAAGGCCAGGCUUAGGCUGCCCCGGAGAGCAAAUCUCAAAGGGGUGGUGUCGGCCAAGAACGACAUCCGCGUGGAGAUCGUGCACAAGGAGCCCUCGUCCGGGCGGGAGGCGGAAGAUCACCCCAGCAUCAAGCAGCUGAUGAUGGACCGGGGUGAAUUCCAGCAGGACUCGGUCCUGAAGCAGCUGGAGGUCCUCAAGGAGGAGGAGAAAGAGUUUCAGAACCUGAAGGACCCCACCAACGGCUACUACAGCGUGAACACCUUCAAGGAGCACCACUCGACGCCCACCAUCUCCCUGCCCAGCUGCCAGCCGGACCUGCGGCCAGCGGGCAAGCAGCGGGUGCCCACGGGCAUGUCGUUCACCAACAUCUACAGCACCCUGAGCGGCCAGGCCCGCCUCUACGACUACGGGCAGCGCUUCGUGCUGGGCAUGGGCAGCUCGUCCAUCGAGCUGUGCGAGCGGGAGUUCCAGCGCGGCUCCCUGAGCGACAGCAGCUCCUUCCUGGACACGCAGUGCGACAGCAGCGUCUCAAGCAGCGGCAAGCAGGACGGCUACGUGCAGUUCGACAAGGCCAGCAAGGCGUCCGCCUCGUCCUCGCACCACUCGCAGUCCUCGCAGAACUCCGACCCCAGCCGGCCCCUGCAGCGGCGGAUGCAGACUCACGUCUGA